This is a messenger RNA of Guyanagaster necrorhizus, 657 nucleotides long. RefSeq lists its product as uncharacterized. Bases 1 to 657 code for a protein of 218 amino acids. NCBI's taxonomy places the organism in Eukaryota, Fungi, Basidiomycota, Agaricomycetes, Agaricales, Physalacriaceae. The transcript is spliced from 6 exons. The record is from RefSeq and is a predicted model, not a curated record.
AUGGGAUUUUCCCCAGCUUCAUUGCAUUGGGUCCGGUCCUAUGACCGCCAGCACGGGAAAGAUGGAACACCGUCCGUGGACGAAACUCAUUACCUGUCGCCGGAUGCUAACCAGGUUGUAAUAUUACCAUAUGGAUGCCUGAUGGGGACCGAUUCUUCUGAGGUUUUGGGAGCGCUGUCUGCAAUGACAGAUCGAAGCGCCUACGCUGGAAAGGGUGGUAUGAGAAAGAUCGACGUAAGAAAUACUCAGGCCGCUCCACCUGUCGAAGUAUCCGAAACGCCGCCAUGGGACCUCAGUAAGGACGAGGAAGAAGGCAUAAGAGAUCAAUUGAUAGAAAUACACACGAAAAAUUGCCCACAAAAAUUGGCAAUCACGCAAAAAGAAGCCCGUCCAAUUGGCGGGCAUAUUCAACUUUCCUCGAAACUAUUUGAAAUACAUCAACAAUACGGUCUUAGAAAAACGGAAGGGGAAAGAGGAUACAUGCCUCUUUCUCAGGGACCUCUUUGCUCGUACGAUCCCCAGAGUCAUGCCAAGUCCGACAACCCCCCGGCACCAGCAGAAAAGCACAUGACGACCAAGAUACCAACAAUUACGCACAAUAAGGGGGCUCCGGAUUGCUAUAGAAGCCAUUUUCAGAAUAGCUUGGAAGGAAAGUAA